AUGGCCACCAGAGACGGGCCGAGCGUUCCGCGCAAGAAGUCAACAACCUACGGCAAGACAUCGCGAAAACGACCCAUACACGCUUUUCUUGACCUGUCCAAUGCUUCGCGACGCGCCGGCGACGAUGCCACGCAAACAACCGAAGCCUCCUCAGCGCCUGCCGACCAGCUCUACGACCUCUACGACCCACCCUCCGAUGACCCCUUGCGCCUUCCGUUGCCUCGGCACGUUGAGCCUUUCUCUGAUGCGACGGCAACCCAGCCGGAUGGGUCGAAUAAACCGAAGAAGAGGAAGGUGUCUGUAGCGCCUGUGGGCAAAGCCGAGCGCAAGAUCGAUGUCAAAACACCCAUCAUCGCUUCACCAGCGGGGCUGCCUUCCCGCACCCGCCGAGCGAAAUCGCCCUUCAAUAUUAACACAUCAAAGUCUCUGCGCGCCAUCAAACAGGACUCACUACCCGGUGGUCUUGAGAAACCUAAGAUACAGAAACAAGCCGGGUCACGCUCGAUCGCUUCUCAUCCCCGUGCCGAGGUUGAGGUUUCUCGCAGGACCGAGACCAAAUUGCAAAUUCGACCAUCAUCCUCGCAACCUUCCGAAGAGCUGUUCCGGGCAAACUCAAGCACCACAGUUACGAAACCACCAGCCACCAAACCCAAAGUGCUGUCCGAGCCGAAGCGUAUCCGUCUUAUUGACCAGCUAGCAGCGCAAACAGAAGAUUCCGACUCCGACUCCGAAUUAUCAGAUUCUUCGGAGCCGUCUCGAACAGCGGCGAGCAAUGUUUCUCCAUCUACUCCAAUGAAGCCUGUUGAUAUGACAACGAAACCAUCAAUGAGGCCCAAAGUGCUUUCAAGCACCAGGAAGCUGAGAUCGACAUACGGAGAGCAAAGGACGCUGAAGGCAGAUGAGUCGGGAGGAGACAGCCUGGGCAGCCAAAUAGGCAUCGACGGCAGCCAGCAUGAUCUGAGUCCGCCCCCGACGAUGUCGAAGCUUGCGUUAUUCACUUUCGAAGAAGAGGAGAUUGAACAAGAUGGUUCUGCCAAAGGCGGUGGCAUCAUCGACAUCCACGCGCUAAGGCAAGCGGGUGCCAAUCAUCGAUUUGCAGACAGCAUGGCCGAUUUGCUUGACAGAGUCGGCACGCCUCAGCCGCUAAGAUCGCAGCCAGCCCGUUCGAGGCGCAAUGCCCUGUUAGAGCUGGCGAGCAAGCUACGUGAUAAGACGUUUGUUCGCCAGUUUCGCGAGCAGGGUGCGAAGGAUGCCUUAUUUCACGCUCUCGGACAAGAAGAGGACUUUGUCAGCGGCUUCGUCCUCUUGUCCGUUGUUCUGGUUCUCUUCACGUCAUAUUCGGUACCCCAUCUCGUCCCACAGCUACAGACCGAAGGUAUUGCGCAGCUAGCCUCGAGGAUGUUCACACUCGACGAAGAUAUUGUCAGUAUUGCGGCGUACCAGAAAUCUAAUCUAUCUAGGAACGCACAAUCAUCACUUUCUGCUUUGAAAUCUACUAUUCAGCACCUCGAUUUAUGGAAGGGCUCGCCGCCUGUCACGCUGUCGCCGAGAACGGUUGCUUUGAAAGCCAUAUCCGUACUAUGCAAGGAUGGUGACAGUACCGCAACACGACAUAUCCUCUCUGGCUUAACAGAUCAACUCUUCGGCUUCGCCGAGACGGGCUGGGAACAAUGCAGAGCGCAUGGGAUUGAGGGAACAGACGGCGGCCUAGCGCUUUCUCUCCUAGAAGGCUACUCGAUUGCAGCCAUGGAAUCCGACGCCAGCUCUCGAUGGACAAAGCGAUAUCUUCCUAUCCUCGCAGAUAUUCUGACAACAGCCAUGGCACGACCUAUGCAGCAGUUCGGCAAUUUCGAGUCGACAGCGUUGAAAUUAGCGCUAAAUACAACGAACAACAAUCCCGUCGCUGCAAGCGCCUUUAGUCAGGGAGAUCUCUUCCGCGAGCUAGCAGAGGCUAGCGUUGCGGGCUUUGGGCUCUUGGAGCAGUCUAUCCGCAAGGGGGCCUUUUCCAAGGAUGUCUACGAGACACUCAUGCUGCUGCUUGGCGUCAUGAUCAAUACCUCAGAGCACUGUCCUUCAGCCCGGCAGUCCAUAGACGCCUGGCAGGGGCAGGGCGGCUCAUCCUUGGACAGGCUGAUAGGAGUCUACCUGGAGAACCGCGAGUCGGUGGGCACAGCCGAUUCGGUUGAGAAAACCUCAGUCGCUGUAGUCCACGGCUACUUAGCGAUACUAUUGGGCUACUUGUCGCUGGGUAAGCAAGUACGCCAGCGGCUGGAGGAAAAGAGUCACGGCAGUGGCACCAAGUAUUUGCUCGAUUCCAUCCAAGAGUUCAUGGCUUUGCACCAGAAGCUAGACACGGAUGAGUUGACGACAAGCUUGCAAAACCUUGUCAAUGAGCUCAGGCAGAGACACAGGGCCUCAAGUCGGUAG
This is a messenger RNA of Colletotrichum orchidophilum, 2427 nucleotides long. RefSeq lists its product as uncharacterized. The record is from RefSeq and is a predicted model, not a curated record. Lineage: Eukaryota; Fungi; Ascomycota; Sordariomycetes; Glomerellales; Glomerellaceae. The transcript has 2 exons. Gene Ontology annotation, biological process: regulation of chromosome condensation. The coding region runs from base 1 to 2427 and encodes 808 amino acids.